Molecule: messenger RNA, 2723 nt
Organism: Mangifera indica (mango)
Lineage: Eukaryota; Viridiplantae; Streptophyta; Magnoliopsida; Sapindales; Anacardiaceae
Product: CDPK-related kinase 3
Exons: 11
Coding region: 425-2221 (598 amino acids)
Biological process (GO): peptidyl-serine phosphorylation; intracellular signal transduction; protein autophosphorylation
Cellular component (GO): nucleus; cytoplasm
Molecular function (GO): calcium-dependent protein serine/threonine kinase activity; calcium ion binding; calmodulin binding
Source: RefSeq, a predicted model, not a curated record
GACAAAAUGAAACCAAAAAUUAAGCGAUACAAAUUGGAAAAUCCCAGGACUUGCCAUCGGAAAAUCAUUUUACGUAUCUUCAUUGUGCUGAUUCGAAAAAUUUAACGUCUGUAGAUUAUUCCUUUUUAGUGUGCCUUGAAGUGUAUAAUUUUCUCAUCUGCCUCUGUUGUUGUUAAACUCUCUCUUAACAGAACUUGUCUCUUCUCUUUUUCUAUCUCUGUCUGUCUGUCUGUCUGUCUGUCUCAGUCUCCUCUGACUCAAAAAUUCUCUUCGUUUAUCGUUUUCUCGGCGUAGAUCUCUCUCCUAUUACUAUACAGUCUUUUUCCGGUGGUCAUCAGAUCCGUGUGGGAGUUUCUGUUUCGUCCGAUGUGUGGAGUUUGACUGAGUCUCAAUCGGACAUAGUGGCGCUUCAAGGUUUUUUACGAUGGGACAGUGUUAUGGUAAGGGCAUUCCUACAUCGGAAAAUGAUACAACUAACACAAUAACCGCGGUCGUUUCCGCUAAUCAAAAUCAAACGCCGUUACGGCCGUCAACUCCCGGUAAUGGCCCCCUACCUGUCAAGUACACACCUGGCCGCACUUCCAACCCUAGUCCUUGGCCCAGUCCAUUUCCUUACGGCUCCUCUGCUAGUCCACUGCCACCUGGCGUCUCUCCGUCUCCAGCUAGAGCAUCUACGCCGAGGAGAUUCUUUCGGAGGCCUUUCCCCCCUCCGUCUCCGGCGAAGCACAUAAAGGCUUCUUUAGUUAAGCGUUUUGGCGGCGGGAAGCCCAAGGAGAGUACAAUUCCUGAGGAUUUUGGAACGGAGCAGGAGCAGUCUCUUGACAAGAGCUUCGGAUACGGUAAGAAUUUCGGAGCUAAGUACGAACUAGGGAAGGAAGUAGGGCGAGGACAUUUCGGUCAUACAUGCUCUGCUAGAGGUAAAAAGGGUGAGCUCAGAGAUCAACCAGUUGCUGUUAAGAUCAUCUCCAAAGCCAAGAUGACAACAGCAAUAUCAAUCGAAGAUGUUCGUAGGGAGGUGAAAAUAUUGAAAUCACUAUCAGGACACAAGAAUCUGGUCAAAUAUUAUGAUGCAUGUGAGGAUGCGAAUAAUGUGUACAUAGUCAUGGAAUUGUGUGAAGGUGGGGAACUACUGGACCGAAUUUUAGCGAGGGGAGGAAGGUACACAGAGGAUGAUGCAAAAGCUAUAGUUGUGCAAAUUCUAAGUGUGGUUUCAUUUUGUCAUCUUCAAGGUGUUGUGCAUCGUGACUUAAAGCCAGAGAAUUUCCUCUUCACUUCUGGACACGAUGAUGCUGAUAUGAAGCUUAUUGAUUUUGGUCUCUCUGACUUUAGCAGACCAGAUGAAAGACUUAAUGAUAUUGUUGGAAGCGCAUACUAUGUCGCACCUGAAGUCUUGCAUAGAUCUUAUAGUCUGGAGGCAGAUAUAUGGAGCAUUGGUGUCAUCACAUAUAUCUUGUUAUGUGGAAGCCGACCUUUCUGGGCAAGGACAGAGUCCGGCAUUUUCCGUGCAGUGCUAAGAUCUGAUCCCAACUUUGAUGAUUUACCCUGGCCUUCUGUCUCUCCUGAGGCUAAGGACUUUGUAAAGAGACUCCUGAACAAGGACUUCAGGAAACGAAUGACUGCUGUUCAAGCUUUAACUCACCCUUGGUUGCACAAUGAUGAUCGGCCUGUUCCUUUGGACAUAUUGAUCUACAAGUCGGUAAAGGCAUAUCUCCAUGCUACACCUCUGAAACGUAUGGCACUGAAGGCCCUCUCAAAAGCUUUGACCAAAGAUGAGUUGGUGUAUCUUAGAGCACAGUUCAGGCUGCUGGAACCCAAUAAAGAUGGAAGCGUAUCUCUUGAUAAUUUUAGAUUGGCUUUAGGAAGAAAUGCAACUGACGCUAUGAGGGAGUCAAGGGUUCCUGAUGUUCUUAAUGCGAUGGAAUCACUUGCAUAUAGGAAGAUGUACUUUGAAGAGUUUUGUGCAGCUGCAAUCAGCACACAUCAACUGGAGGCUCUGGAAGGGUGGGAACAGAUUGCCUCUACUGCUUUUGAGCAUUUUGAGCUCGAGGGUAACCGAGUCAUUUCAAUUGAAGAAUUGGCCCGGGAAUUGAAUGUUGGCCCUUCAGCUUAUGCAUAUCUCAAGGAUUGGAUUAGAAACUCAGAUGGAAAACUUAGUUUACUUGGAUAUACAAAAUUUUUGCAUGGUGUGACAAUUCGAAGUACAAACACAAGACAACAUUAGUUUUUAUUAGCCUUUGACAUAUAGGUUUUUUUUUUUUUUUUUUAAAUUAAAAAAAUUAUGCAUUUGGUGAACUUGGAGGGUUUGCUUCUGUCUUUAUUUAUUUUAUUUUUAAUCCUUCUGGGCUGGGGUACAGAAGAUGUGCAUAAAAUGAAUGUUAGUCAAAGUCAGUUAUGAGAUUGUUGAGGCAAAUUUGCAGUGGAGGUUCUCUUCUUUGCUCAUACCCUAUUUUUGCAAACCUACAUGGAAAAUGGGUUAGAGCUGAAAUUGUGAUUAUUGGUUAAUUUAUGGAGGCGAAAAGGUUGAUGGACAGCAAAAAAUUGUAACAUUUGUUCUCCUUUUUGUUUGCUGAUGUUCAUUCUGUAAUUUUGUAUUCAUGGCAUAUCAUAUUCAUAUGUCAUGUGGGAUGAUUAAGAAUUAGGUGGGUGGAACAUAUCCCUUCUUUCAGCCAAUUAUAUUUAUCUUCUAUUAUCUAAUGAUAAUUACCCUUUUUUGUUUAAUAAAA